GACUGUGCUCAGAGCAGGAGGUUCAGUUGAUUUAUGCUCAUCUGUGCAGCUGCUUCAGUUUUAUUUUUAUUUCUAGAAUAAAUAGAAACUCGAUCAGAUUGAGUCAACCUGUUUUUUUUUCAUCUGUAAUCUCAGAUUAUCUCCAUCAUCCUGCUGCUAAAAUGUCCACUUCAGAUUCAGCAGGGAUUCCAGGAGCACCCGGGGCCCCAGAGGGUGAGGGUGGUCCUCCAGCUGCGGCCCCCAACGUUACGAGUAACAGACGGCUGCAGCAAACACAGGCGCAGGUGGACGAGGUGGUGGACAUCAUGCGUGUGAAUGUGGACAAAGUCCUGGAGAGGGACCAGAAGCUGUCGGAGCUGGAUGACCGGGCCGAUGCCCUGCAGGCCGGAGCUUCACAGUUUGAGAGCAGCGCCGCCAAACUCAAGAACAAGUACUGGUGGAAAAACUGCAAGAUGAUGAUCAUCAUGGUGCUUAUCGGCAUUAUAGUGGUAGCAGUCAUCUUCUUGCACUUCUUUUACUGAGCUGGUCAGCGGCAGACACGGG
This is a messenger RNA of Thalassophryne amazonica, 543 nucleotides long. RefSeq names its product vesicle-associated membrane protein 2-like. Gene Ontology annotation, molecular function: SNAP receptor activity; syntaxin binding. NCBI's taxonomy places the organism in Eukaryota, Metazoa, Chordata, Actinopteri, Batrachoidiformes, Batrachoididae. Bases 162 to 521 code for a protein of 119 amino acids. Gene Ontology annotation, cellular component: SNARE complex; plasma membrane. The record is from RefSeq and is a predicted model, not a curated record. Gene Ontology annotation, biological process: vesicle fusion; vesicle-mediated transport; SNARE complex assembly. The transcript has 5 exons.